Molecule: messenger RNA, 961 nt
Organism: Teleopsis dalmanni
Lineage: Eukaryota; Metazoa; Arthropoda; Insecta; Diptera; Diopsidae
Exons: 3
Coding region: 440-877 (145 amino acids)
Biological process (GO): positive regulation of voltage-gated potassium channel activity; regulation of synaptic transmission, cholinergic; sleep
Source: RefSeq, a predicted model, not a curated record
GAAGCAAAGCGGUCGUUAGUCGUUUUGUGUAAUCGCGUAGCCGUGAGCAUUUCUAAACGUUUAAAUCGCUUUUGAUACGGUACACAAAAUCAGUGUUAUUAGUAGGAAAAGCAAGAAAAAAAAACAACACACAUAGUAAAGAAAUCAAGGAAAAUAAAACAGAAAUUAAAUCCUUUAAUUGUUGUCAUAUUGGAAAAUUUAUUUAAGAAAGGAAGAAUUAUAAGACGCGAAGUGUUCAAUUCGAAUUCGAAUAUUCUAAAAAGAAAAUUUUUAAAUACCAAAUAACAGAUCGAAAUUUCUUAAAACAUCAUAAUAUUGCAGUAUUAAGUAAAUUCUAAAAAAAAAAAUUCUAAAAAAUUUUUCUUGUAUACUUAAAAAUUAAUUUAUUUAAUUAAAAGUAGUAACUGAAAAAUUAAACGAAAAAUUCCAAUAUUCUAAGAUGCAGUCAAUAAUCGUAGCCAGUGCUUUGCUCUUAAUUUUAGCCGUACAACAAGGUGCCGCCAUCAAAUGUUACGUGUGUAAUAGUCAUAAGGAUCUCAAUUGUGCACUGGAUACACCGCCGGAUAAUCUGAUAAUGGACUGCCAAGAGGAUUAUUCAACACGCGGUAAAGGCAUACCUACAUAUUGCCGCAAAAUAACACAAAUUAUCGAGUUCUCUGUAAAUAAUUUACCACCAGAUAGUCGUGUAAUUCGUACGUGUGGCUUCCAAAAUCAGACUUCAAUAAACUAUUGUUAUCAGCGUGCCGGUUUCGGUGGCCGACAAGUCGUCUGCUCCUGUGACAAGGACAAUUGCAAUGGCGCCAGUGCGCUAAGCGUAGCAAUGGCAACUUCCAUAUUCUGUGGUGCUGCUCUGUUGCUGAAACAUUUUCUUGUCUAAUUUGGUUCCAACACUUCUCAAUCUACACUGACAACCAAACAGACAUUUAAACAAUAAAUUCACAAAUUGUUGAAAUAUUUUUUG